Messenger RNA from Xiphophorus couchianus (Monterrey platyfish), 2349 nucleotides. RefSeq lists its product as uncharacterized. The transcript has 8 exons. Gene Ontology annotation, cellular component: plasma membrane. Bases 108 to 1430 code for a protein of 440 amino acids. NCBI's taxonomy places the organism in Eukaryota, Metazoa, Chordata, Actinopteri, Cyprinodontiformes, Poeciliidae. Gene Ontology annotation, molecular function: transmembrane signaling receptor activity. The record is from RefSeq and is a predicted model, not a curated record.
GUGGCAGAGGAAGAGAGAUGCUCUGCAUCACGCCUGGAGGAGGAAGUCGUUCGAUUCAACAGCAAAACGUGUGAAAACCUGCAGCAGCAGAUCAUCACAGCUUCAUCAUGAACAUCCAGCUCAGUUUGUUCUGCUGCUUCUUCCUCUCUCUGCAGGACAGAAUCAGCAGUUCUACUAAUGCACCGAAUAAUAUAUAUGGAGCAGCUGGAGAAGAGGUCAGAGUUCAAUGUGCUGUUUCUCUGUUUGAAAACUGGAAGAUCUUCUGCAAGGAAAACUGUGAAGGAGGAAACAUCCUGAUUAAAACAAGACAACCCACCGAUCAGAGAGGAAGAUACAGAACUGAAUAUGUUAUAGAAUCCAGAGCUAAUGUUUUUUCUCUCUAUGUGAGCAUCUCAGAGCUGACCUGGUCUGAUGAAGGACGGUACCAAUGUGGUUUGGGCGACUCUUCAUCAUCAGCUUCAUACCAAGAGUUCAGGCUGGUUGUUGUAGACGCUCUGCUUCAUGGAAACAAAGUUCCUCACCUUUAUAAAGAAGCUGGCAGCUCAGUGACAGUCGCCUGUUUCUUUAAACGCUCUGGAGGAAACCGACUGUUCUGCAGAGGAGAAUGUGGAGAAGAAGAAGUUCUAGUUCAGACUGAUGGAGUCAGAGCUGAGAAAGGCAGAUACAAUAUGAAAUAUGAAGAACAAAAAUCAGGAGCAGUUCUGUUGGUGACCAUCAAACAGCUGGUCCAAUCUGAUUCUGGACAGUACCGAUGUAAACUGGAUGGAACUGGUUCCAGUAGUUCAUACAGAGACUUUCAGGUCACUGUCAGAACUGUCGACCCAUCAGCCUCCACAGCAUCAACUGGAACCAGUUUCAGCUCCAGUUCAGGAAGCUUCACACUUUCACUUCCCUCUCAAACCUCUGGUCUGAAUCAGGAGAACUCAACAUCUAAAGAUUCACCAAACCACAGGUCUGCAGAUGUUCUGCGGUUUGUGGCUCUGACUCUGGUUAUCAUCAUCAUCCUGUCGUCUGUGGUUCUGCUGGUUUGCUGCAGAGAAAGAUCUGAAAAACAUCGCACAGUUUUUCCUGUACAAACAGAGAAUCCUCCUGCUACUGAGAACUCCAAAAUGAAUGAAGACAUCACAGAGGAAGCUGAUGAGUGGAGAUCUGCUGAUGUGGAAAUCUACUCAGCUUACAGUGAAACCACAAACACCAAACCAACAGAAGCCGAAACCAACCGAGGCUGCAGCUCUGGAACUGCAACCACUUCUCAGCAACCGGCCGGAGACGUCUCGGUUCAGGUUGUCUAUGCAGAAGUAAAGUUCUCCAGCAGGAAGGAGGCGUCUCGUCCCAGAGCUUCCUGUGGAACCAUGACUGAUGUUCUCUACGCUGAUCCUCGGGUUGAUGGAAGCAGCCAUGAUGAGUCGCUUUACUCCACCAUAACUUAGCUUCAGCUCUGCGGCAGCCAUGUUUAUCCUCACAGAUCAGCAGGAAGCGUGAAGUGGAGCUGAAACCCUAAAACACAGAAACAGAAGCUGCAGCUCCUACAAGCAUCACCAGCAGCAUGAUUCAGACGGAGCUGCUUCACCUGUGGUUGACCCUACAGACUGCUUCACAUCAUGGUGUCUGGGUGGAAAUGGAUCCGAUGCUAAAUGCUAAAAUGCUAAAAUUAUUUUUCUUCUGUAAAAGAGCUCAGUGCUGGAAUAAUGAAAAAAUAUGAAAAAUAUAAGCUAACGUGAAAAAAAGGAUUAUUUAUAUAAAAUCUUUCAUGGGUCAAAAACCACAAAUCACUUUAUAGUUCAAACAUGCAUAAAUAUAACAGCAUGCAGUCUAAAACUAUUUAAAUGCCUGUUUCAAUAAAGAAUUGACAGUUAGCAGGUCAGAUGUGUAGAGGACGUUUAUUAGUUUAGGGAUUUUCUGAAAAUGUAAGAUCAAAAAUCCAACAUAUAGGUAGAAAUUAAAACCAACCCCAGAAUAUAUCCCUGAGGAACUCCAAAAGUAAAUGAAGCUGAAGAAGACACAGAUUCUCCAAGGUUCACAGAGAAACUCCUGUCUGACAGAUUAAUUUAAAUUCAUUUUAAAAUGUCCAUGUAGACGAUAGAAACAGAUUCAAACUGGAACAACCAGCUGUCUGUUCCAUGUGUUGGGAAAAAAGUCAAAACUGUUUCAUUUUCUUUCUAAACACUUAGUUUAAAUUUCUCAAUGUAAAAUCAAGUUGAUAAAAAAAAUAUUUUUAUGCAUAAGUAUAAAUAACUACAGUUAUUGAUAUGUUGCUAAUGUAAUGUUAUAAAAGAUGUUUGUACUGUUGCAGUUGGUGACACCAUGUUUUCUAUCUCUGACUUUAUUUUAAACUGAUGGGAAAAUCUG